Molecule: messenger RNA, 438 nt
Organism: Gossypium raimondii (Peruvian cotton)
Lineage: Eukaryota; Viridiplantae; Streptophyta; Magnoliopsida; Malvales; Malvaceae
Exons: 3
Coding region: 1-438 (145 amino acids)
Source: RefSeq, a predicted model, not a curated record
AUGGUGACACCCUGGAUUGAGCUGCUUAAGAAUUAUGACUCUGCGAUAGAGUAUCGUCCUAGUAAGGCCAAUGUGGUGGUCAAUGCUCUCAAUCGUAGAGCGAUGACUGAUUUCCGAGCGAUGUUCACUCGUCUUAGUUUGUUUGAUGAAGGAGGUCUGUUAGCCAAGUUACAAGUUGGGUGUGGUAGUACAUCUAAUUUUGGGUUGAAUAGGGAUGGAGUUCUGUGUUUUCGAGGUCGGGUUUGUAUACCAAAUGAUUUUGAUCUGAGGCAUUUGAUUCUAAGGGAGGGGCAUAGUAGCCCUUAUGCUAUGUAUCCUGGAGGUAAUAAGUUGUAUCAGGAUCUCCAUGAACUGUACUGGUGGUCGGGUUUGAAGUUUGGGGUUACAGAUUUUGUUGCUCGUUAUCUGACAUGCCAGCAAGUUAAGGCUGAGCACUAG